AUGGCGGGCGACGUGGAGUAUACCUGGGCGCCGAAAGACAUCGUAUACACGGUGAUUGUUGGCAUAGUGAUGCUGGCAGCCAUUCUCGAAUGGUUCCUAUGGAUUGCUGCAUUCUGCUACUGCUUGUGGAAGGUCUUCCUCAAGGCUGAGCACUGGACGAUUAGGGUGCUCGCAGUCAUUGUCGGCAUCUUGUUCACAUGCUUCAGAGCAAUCUUCCUCCCUAUCAUGAUUGUUACCUUACCGCUACCAAGCGUGGUCGUCGCGGUUUGGCCCGAUCAAAUGGUCAAGGGCCUACAGUGGUUCGCUUUUUGGAGUUUUGCCGGCCUGUUGACCAUUCCCUGGCUUUUCUGCGUUUACCAGCUGGUUACCAACCAACUGGGCCGAACAAAAAGGAUCAAACGAGUCCUCGACGAAGUUUCAGCCCCCAAGGUCGUCAUUGUGAUGCCGGUGUACAAGGAGGACCCUGACGUUCUCGUCGUCGCCAUCAACUCCGUCGUGGACUGCGACUACCCGCCGUCGUGCAUUCACGUCUUCUUGUCCUUUGAUGGCGACCAGGAGGAUGAACUAUACUUGAACACCCUUGAAAAGCUGGGUGUUCCGUUGACUCUCGAGACAUACCCCAAGAGUAUCGAUGUCAGCUACAAAUCCGCCCGCAUCACUGUCUCCCGUUUCCCCCACGGAGGAAAGCGUCACUGCCAGAAGGCCACCUUCAAGCUCAUCGACAAGGUCUACGAAACUUACCUCAAGAGGAACGAUAACCUCUUCAUUCUCUUCAUCGACUCGGAUUGUAUUCUCGACCCUACCUGCCUGCAAAACUUCGUUUUCGACAUGGAGCUGAGCCCGGGCAACAACCGAGACAUGUUGGCCAUGACGGGUGUUAUCACGUCUACGACUAAGAAACACAGCUUGAUCACCCUUCUUCAAGAUAUGGAGUAUAUCCAUGGCCAACUUUUCGAGCGUACUGUCGAAUCGGGAUGCGGUGCCGUUACUUGCCUUCCUGGAGCCUUGACGAUGCUUCGAUUCUCCGCCUUCCGUCGCAUGGCCAAGUACUACUUUGCGGAUAAAGCUGAACAAUGCGAGGAUCUCUUCGAUUUUGCCAAGUGUCAUUUGGGCGAAGACCGUUGGCUCACCCAUCUGUUCAUGAUUGGUGCAAAGAAGCGGUACCAAAUCCAGAUGUGCACGUCUGCUUUCUGUAAGACUGAGGCCGUCCAAACCUACCGAUCUCUCAUCAAGCAGCGCCGACGUUGGUUCCUGGGUUUUAUCACCAACGAAGUGUGCAUGCUUACUGACUGGCGCCUCUGGAGGCGUUACCCUCUUCUGGUUCUCGUCCGUUUCAUGCAGAACACCAUCCGUACCACCGCCCUGCUGUUCUUCAUCAUGGUUUUGGCCAUUAUCACCACUUCCAAGAAGGUUGAGAACCUCCCGGUCGGGUUCAUUGCCAUUUCCCUCGGACUGAACUGGUUGAUGAUGCUGUACUUUGGCGCGAAAUUGAGGCGCUUCAAGAUCUGGCUGUAUCCUAUCAUGUUCAUUCUCAACCCCUUCUUCAACUGGUAUUACAUGGUCUACGGCAUUUUCACCGCUGGUCAGAGAACUUGGGGAGGGCCGAGAGCCGAUGCCGCGACUGCUGACGUCGACACUACCCCGCAACAAGCUAUCGAGCAAGCCAAGGAGGACGGGGACGAGCUCAACAUUGUGCCAGAGACCUUUAUCCCCGCCGCCGAGGCUCGGAAAGAAAGCAUUGCCGGUGGCAAGGGGAAUAUGGGCCCCAUGGGUCGCAAGCACAGUGUCGUGCAGCCGCCGUCCAACCUCGAGGGUCGUUUCGCAGCCAGAGAGAAGACGGCCAGCGGAUGGUAUGUCAACGCAGACGACUCGGUCACCGUCAACCGUUCCGGACCAAGCGGGUUCGGGCCGGCGUGGGCUUUGCAGUCGCGCGAUUCAUUCGACAGCAUGGUGUCAUCGCAAACCGCUGGCAACUCGGUCUACGUGCCUCGUCGCGUUGAAAGUAUCAUGGGUGAUGAGGACCGCAAGAAGUACGAAAUGGCACAACAAAGUCAGUUCAACCAGUUCCUGGCCAAUUCUAAGCGAUUUGGCGGACAGAACCAGCCUGGCCAAGUGUAUGAGUAUUCAGAUGCCGAGAUGAAGCGAGCCGGCUACCACGACACUGAUCCGCUGGAUGGCGGCCCAUACACAGACAACGUCAGGCUCGGCGAUGUCAACCCCCGACCAAAGUCCUCAGAUGGUCGUCAGGGGCUCAGCGCCUCGCACUCGGCGCGGAGCGGUCGAAGUCCAUUGGCACGUGCCAGUCUCGUCCGCACUAGCAAUCUCGAAGACGUUCAGUCCGAGGGCGAGAGCUCCAGCAACGGUGGCGGACGCAGCCGUGACCACUCCCCCAAGGGCGGCGGCCGGUGA
Colletotrichum karsti is the source of this 2409-nucleotide messenger RNA. RefSeq names its product chitin synthase d. Gene Ontology annotation, molecular function: chitin synthase activity. The transcript is spliced from 3 exons. Gene Ontology annotation, cellular component: cell septum; cell periphery. The coding region runs from base 1 to 2409 and encodes 802 amino acids. The record is from RefSeq and is a predicted model, not a curated record. NCBI's taxonomy places the organism in Eukaryota, Fungi, Ascomycota, Sordariomycetes, Glomerellales, Glomerellaceae.